Molecule: messenger RNA, 1888 nt
Organism: Xylaria bambusicola
Lineage: Eukaryota; Fungi; Ascomycota; Sordariomycetes; Xylariales; Xylariaceae
Product: alpha/beta-hydrolase
Exons: 3
Coding region: 120-1520 (466 amino acids)
Biological process (GO): proteolysis
Molecular function (GO): peptidase activity
Source: RefSeq, a predicted model, not a curated record
GUUGUGAGCGGCCAGGUAUCCUUAUAGUAUAAAUGCAUGUUAAGGAAAUCAAUGCCAGUGUAAAGACCAUUUCAAUUGCAUACCUGCCUAUUCCCCCCGAAAACGAAACGUAAAUAAAGAUGGCUCCUAUCAUCGCUCAGCUGGUUUCUCAGAGCAAACCAUAUUUCGUGCCAGGCAAGCUUCUCAUCAAGGAAUUGUGGUUUGAGGUCCCUUUGGACCACUCGAAACCCGGAGGAGAAACCAUCAGGCUAUUUGCUAGAAGUGCAAUCAAAUAUGAGAGACCCAUAGUCGAAUCGAACGAGGUUGUCCAGCGCCCGUACCUUCUCUUCCUUCAGGGGGGACCUGGUCAUGGCACCCCUGCACCACAAGACAGCCCUUUGUCCAAGCACAUGCUCGACCGGGGUUAUGAACUACUGCUCCUCGAUCAACGCGGCACGGGAUUUAGCUGUCCCAUUUCCUCGCAUACACUGGCACGUGUCGGUGGACCCCAAGAACAGGCCGACUAUCUGAAACUUUUCAGAGCCGAUACCCUGGUCAAGGAUAGCGAGGCCGUCCGUCUCUGCCUCACUAAGGAUUUCCCUCCCGAGAAGAAGAAAUGGUCUACUUUCGGCCAGUCUUUCGGAGGUAUGAUGACGAUGACGUAUCUUUCGUUCGCGCCCGAAGGUCUGCGCGAAUGCUUUAUUACCGGGGGGCUCGCGUCGCUAGACAAAGGGCCAGAAGACGUGUACACGGUAACGUAUCAAAGGGUUACGGAACGAAAUAAUGCCUACUACAGCAAGUUUCCUCAAGACGUCAAAACCGUCAAAGAGAUUGCCGAGAAGAUCCAGGACCUUGGCGGCGAACAGGGCGUUCUACUACCUGCUGGUGGCUACUUGACUGUGAACCGCCUGAUGACAUUAGGCCUUCACUUCGGAGGACAUGGGGGCCUCGACACCGUCCAUAAUCUGAUCAUACGAAUGAAAGGAGACCUUGACCAGUUCGGUGUGUUCUCUCGCGCGACACUGAAUGCAUUAGAGCAGGAUGGCGGAUGGGAUAUUGCUCCAAUAUAUACCUUGCUCCACGAGCCGUGUUGGUGUUACGGCCCUGGCGUUGCUGGUAAGUGGGCAGCCGAGCGCGUAGGUCAAGGCAUUGAGGAAUUCCAAUGGCUUCGUAAAGACUGGGCCGGACUGGCUUCGCUAGGCGACAAACCCCUCUACUUCUCGGGCGAGAUGAUUUUUCCUUUCCAUUUCGAAACAUGUUCCGAGCUUGUCAAGAUGAAGGAGACAGCUCAUAUUCUCGCAAACUAUGACGAAUGGCCACCACUAUACAAUCUCGAGCAGCUUGGUAAAAAUGAGGUGCCUGUAUAUGCUGCAAGCUACAACGACAUGUACGUCGAUGCCGGGUUGGCGCGCGUCACUGCUUCUCGGAUAAGAGGUAUCAAAGUAUUUGAAACCAAUGUCUUGUUCCACAGCGCUUUACGGUCGAAACCGGACGAGGUACUCCGAGAGUUACUUGCACUGAGAGAUGAUACUAUCGAUUAGUCUUUAUCCAUUUAGCCUCUUCAUCAAAUGCACGGGACAAGUAUAAUCUCAGGAACCUUUCGUGCCUAGAUUCCAAGAUUUUCUAAACUAAUAGCAGACUUCAUUGCUGAGGGUAACCCCUUCAGAAACGCGGAUAGUCGAAGCUUGUUAGACAUGGGUAGGCUUUCCUGAAACGACUGUAUCUGCCACACGAUUUUGAAGUAAAUAAUAGCUCUUUAUACUUUACACCCUACACAGAGUAUUCUUAUCGGUCUACACUAGGUCUACUCUAGACAAAAGACAAUUACGUAUAGCUAGCUCGCUACGCCAAGUAAAGAAUCCAAGCCGUCCUCGAUGUCUAGCUAUUUUGUAAGGGCUGUCACCUCUUG